Puccinia graminis f. sp. tritici CRL 75-36-700-3 is the source of this 306-nucleotide messenger RNA. RefSeq lists its product as uncharacterized. The record is from RefSeq and is a predicted model, not a curated record. The transcript has a single exon. The coding region runs from base 1 to 306 and encodes 101 amino acids. NCBI's taxonomy places the organism in Eukaryota, Fungi, Basidiomycota, Pucciniomycetes, Pucciniales, Pucciniaceae.
AUGACCACUCCGGAAUCCAACAAAACCAAUACCGAAAUCUCAAAAACUCUCAACCAGAACACCUCACAGAAUACAGAAAGCACGAUGGAAAAGAUAAACUCUACCAUCCUGAAGACGGCUCUAGAAGCCAUUCCUAAACUAACCGCUGACAACUACACCUUGUGGAAAAAUCUUGUCGAUAACAUGCUCGACAUUCAAAAUCUUCGAGAAGCUCUCACUUCGGAGAACGGAACUCUUACUGACACUCAAGACGUUCAACUCCGGACUAUCAUCACCUCCAAAAUUGUCAGCUUGCUACUAUGGUAG